AGAAGAUUUGGAGAAUGUCCUCUCUAAGCCACCUAACCAUUGCACUAAGGAGGCUUGGCAGCUUAUUUGUGAAAUGUUUUUGAGCGAAAGAUUUUUGGCUCGUUCCGCUAAAAAUCAAGCAAACAGAAGACAACUGAAGUAUGUAACAACACAAGGCACAAAGUCGUUGGCAGCUAAGCGUCACGAAUAUGAGAACCCGGAUGCGCAUGUUGUUGAUACUUGGAGGGAUGCUCAUAUGAGAAAAUCGACAAAAUCUUUUGUCAAUGAGGCAGCUCAACAAGAUUAUGAAAAAAUGGCGGCUGAGGUUGAGAGGUCACAGAAUGAGAGGCAAAGUCAACAGCAGAGUGAGGCAUCUCUAAAUGUAUCUGGUGUUGAUUUGUCCCCGAAUCUUAGUAAGCAUAAACUACGACAUAUUGUCCCAAUAUGA
Humulus lupulus (European hop) is the source of this 427-nucleotide messenger RNA. RefSeq lists its product as uncharacterized. The coding region runs from base 74 to 427 and encodes 117 amino acids. The record is from RefSeq and is a predicted model, not a curated record. The transcript has 4 exons. NCBI's taxonomy places the organism in Eukaryota, Viridiplantae, Streptophyta, Magnoliopsida, Rosales, Cannabaceae.